Molecule: messenger RNA, 3483 nt
Organism: Chironomus riparius
Lineage: Eukaryota; Metazoa; Arthropoda; Insecta; Diptera; Chironomidae
Source: the annotation of a GenBank genome assembly
AGAACUGUAAGUUAAGAGAAAAAAAAAUUAAGAGACACAUCUGUUCAAAAAUUAAUUUUAAUUAAAUAAAAUGAGAUACUAAAAGCUACUUAUGAUAGUGAAAAAAAGGAAAAUAUACUUUAAUUAUCACAGAAAAAGUGAAAUCCUGAAAUAAAAGAUCCAAUUCAUAGGAGGAAAUUUUCUUUAAAAAGGUCCAAAAAAUUUUCUUCAUUUAUGCAAAAUUAUUCAGCAUAGAAUUAAAAAUAAAUUUUUAAAAACCAGAAUGGAUAGUCAAGAAAUCCAUCAAAAGAGCGUAUCUCCUCCAAAGGCUCUUGUCGAUUCUAGUCCGUUACAAUCAGCUAUGGAAAGGAACAGAGAAUCGCUAAAAAUAAAACUAAUGGUACGAAGAUCCGCAAAUCAACUUGUGGAACAAGGAAUUCUUCCACCAUUGAAAACAUCACCCGCGAUUCAUGAACAGAAGAAACUUUUAGAAAGAGCUAAAACAGGAGAUAUGCUGAAGGCAAAAAUACAACAACGACCAAAUCGGCAGGAAUUAGAAAGAAGACACAUUUUAGAGAGUCAUGAAAGUCACAUAGAUCCAAGCUUAGCGGAUAAAUAUAGAAUGUUGGAAAAAGCGAUACUUGUUGAUCAGCUAAAUUCAAAAAUAUCUCACCGACCAGGUCCUUUAGAAUUGAUUGAGAAAAAUAUUCUUCAUGCUAAUGAACCAAUAGAAAGGAUCGUUAAAGAAGGAUUGGUUCCAUUUAAAGCAUCAUCAGACAAUUUAUUUGUGGAAGACGAUUCCCAAAGUUCUGAAGGAGACAUAAAUUCGCUAGCGGAUAAUAGUUUGUUGAAAGCCACAAUCAAUAUAACGAACAAUGAGCAACCAAUAACAUUGAACACCAAUAGCAUAGAACUUGUAGAAAGCAAAAUAACAUCUCCAAUAAAUGUGAUAAAUUUAAACUUACCAUUACACACAAGUGUAAUAGCGCCACUUGUGCCAAAAUUAACACUACAAAUACCGACUGUUUCAAAUGAGCACGAUACCAUUACCUUGCCCUGUUUAGUUGCUGAAAAUCUUGUUCCUAUAACGACAACAGCAACACGAAUAGAUCAAAAUGAUAUAAUAAUUAAGAGUGAGAAGCCACCAACGGAAAUAAUUAGAGAACCGAAGCCCCAUAUUGAUGGAAAUAUUAAGCACCAUAUAUCCUCAUUUUUACAAAACAAUCAAAAGUUCUCUAGUUCUGGAAAGGAUAAGUUGAAAAAGAAGUGCAAAAUAAAACCAACAUCAAAGAUUAAAGCAAUCAAAUUUCAUGAAUAUAAAGGCCCGCCAAAUGCACAAAAGAACAGCUUUUCAUCAACUAUGACUCCUUCAACAUCAAUAUCAAUGUCAUCGUCAUCAUCGAUGUCAGAAAUUAUGAAUGAUAAUAAUAAUAAUAAUAAUAAAAAGAUUGGAGAAACAAAUUAUGAAUUAAUAAUGCAGCAACAAUGCUUAUUGGAAUAUUUAGAAGGAAUCUAUAAGAAUCCGAAUAAGGGGGGCGAACAUGAUUGUCAUCAAGAUAAGCAAACACCACAUGAGAAAGUAAUUGAAAAGUAUCAAGAUGAAGCACGUAAUGAAGAUGUAAAGAAACCUUUUAUUACAAUCUUUCCAUCAAAAUCCCCAACAUCAACGAAUACAACGAUUGACAAAGAUGCUCUUAUUACUGAUGCAAAUAAAUUAGGGAAAAUGAAAGUAUCAGAAUUAAAGUCAUAUCUUAAAAAAUUAAAUUUACCCGUUUCUGGGCCAAAACCUUUAUUAAUAGAGCGACUAAAGCCUUAUUUGCCUUUCAAGCCUUCAGAUAUUUGUAGAAAUUAUGAAAAGGUUGAAACUAUAAUUAAGCCAAUGCAAGAGUCAAAAGAUACACUCACUAUGAAGUUAUCGAGCAAUAGCUUAGAUUCGCUUGACGCACAGUUCAAAGAUGAUGAUAUCGUUAAGGAACAACAGCGACAGAUUGAAGAGCUUCAAAGAAAGCUACUCGAGAGUCAGAGCGAAUUGGAACAAAUUAGAUUGAGUAAAGUAUCGGAAUCAAGUGAUACAUGCAUGAGUAGUAAGGAACAAUUUUUUCAAAUCAUACCCGAUUCUAAUAGCAUCCAAACGGGUGUACUCUAUGAUAAUACAAAAUAUCAAAUACCUAAUAAAUUGUCGACGGUUUUUGUCGUUGGAGUAAGUCCAUUAAAUUCAACAGAAACACCAACAAUCAGUUCAAUACCAAUGCUUGUGCAGGAACAAAUUGAAGAUUCUGAAAAUAACAACAACAAUAGUAAUAGUACUACUAAUAAUAUAAAUAUAGAGCAAAGCUUAGUUUUACCACAGUCCGAUCCAACCGAUAUUGAUUUAAGUAAAGAUAAAGUAAAUUCUUUGUAUAAUAAUGCAAUUGUUCAGGACGAUAUUAACGAUGUUUUGGAAAUUCUCCUUAAAAAUGAAAAAUGGAAUGGAGAAAAUGAAUCGUAUCAUCAUGUAGACAAGCAUGGCAUUGAAACACCCAAAAUUCUUCUCGACUCGAGCGCAUCGUUUAGUUCGUCACUUAAUAAAGAAAUUCUAGGAGGUGCUCGCGUUAACAAUGAACUUUUAACAUCUGUAGAUGUAAUUGACAACCUUAAGAAUGAAAACUUGAUAAGUUUUCCAAUGGAAAUAGAAGAGAACUCGAAUUCAUCACUAAGCAACAUCGACGCAUUAUCAUACUUUAAGAAAGAUUCUCACAAUGAUAAUUUACCGUGUAAUGUUUUUGAUAAUAAUUAUUGCAAUAAUGUAAUGAAAAAUGUUGAUAGUAAUAGUUAUAAUGGAAUUAAGAAUAGUUUAAUAGGAAAUUUCGAUAACGGCAUGUUUGACACGUUCAAAACAAAUAUCGUCAAUUCUUCAUCAAACAGUUCACUUCUGGGUGACAUCGAGCAAAAGGAAGUAAAAUAUAAUGACAAAUAUAUUUUCAAUGGAAUCAAUAAUUUUGAUAUGUUUGGAAAUAGUGCAGUCGAAUUGACAACAACUACUCCAAUGGACUUUGAGAAUAUUAUAUCGUAUGACAUAUAUCAACAGCAUGAUCCGUUUUUUAGCAUCAAUAGCUUUCAAAAUAUAUCGGACCGCGAUAAUUUCAUUAAUAAUCAUGUAAAUGUUGGAUCAAAUGCAAUGUUUUGUGAAGACGAUACUAAUAUGUUUGAAGCUGGUAAUGAUCUUAAGUGGUAAUGCUGUCUGUCCCUUCUUACGUUCACUUUUACGAGAUUGACAUUUAAAUUGAAAUGUUUAGUUAAGAUACCUAAUAAUUGUUUGAACACUAAUCAAUCAAAAAAAAAUAUUAACAUAUUCAAUACUAAAAGGGAUGAUGAUAAAUAAUACAAGAAAGGAAGUUACUGGUACUUGAAUCAAAAGUACAGAAAUGUCAUUUUUAAGCAUUCUAAUUUUUUAUUUAAAUUUUUCAUCAACUAAUAUGAAUUAUGAAUAAAGCAGAGUUCACUAAAUUACUUAAUAUAACACAC